AGCUUCGCAUUUCAACAUCUGAAUUUAAACGUCCAUUCGGACUAUCCUUUCGAUGUUCGCUCGAAAUGGAGGGCAAUUGGCUGCCAAUUGUAUGCGUGGAUCAACUGCGGUUGAGAAUCGCUUCUUCGAUGUUUUGUUCCGUUGGUCGAGACUUCAAUGCAUCGCUGUUGGGCCAGGGUCUGGAUUGAGGAGGAGUACGUCCGAUGCUCCCAAUCCAAUAUAUCUACUACCUUUCCUUCGUUAGAUGAACUACCUGUGCUAAAGUAUUUCCCGACAGAUUCCACUAAAUCCUCCCCGUCGCCCUCCGCUUCUCCAGCAGCGACAACAGAUAUACACUCCCAGAGAGUGCGACAGAUAAUGCGCACUCUACCGCAAUCCGUCGUCAUUCUCACAACGACCGCCUCAUCUACACCAGGCGUCGUAGAUUGGACCAAGCCAGGCUUGAAUGAGGCCCCAGAUCCCUCACUGUAUCGUGGCAUGACCCUCUCAUCCUUCACAUCCCUCUCGAUGUCUCGACAGCCACUCGCAACAUUUAACAUCGGCUUCCCGUCUCGAACUCUGUCUGCGCUCACGGAAAAUCAGCAUUGCUUGAUACAUGUGCUGAAAUCGAACCCGAGAGGAGCAGAUCUUGCAAAAGCAUUUACGAGGGGAAAUAUUGUGCAUAGUACCAUUGGAGACAGCUCUCUGGGGGCAGAGAUCGAUAAGGAAAAUGCGGGAGGGCAUGAUGAGAAGUCAAUCACAGCGUUCGACUUGGCGGCACAGACAGACCCAAAGGUGAAGGUAGAAGCUCACACAAUACGAAGACCCCGCAGGCAGGACGUCCACCUCCCCAUUAUAAAAAGCCCUGCUGUGAGAGCCGUUUUUGAAUGCAGAGUUCUGGCACAGAGUGAAAGAGAAGGCGGGGGCUUGAUACGCAUUGGUGAUCAUGUCUUGGUUAUCGCUAGAAUUACGGGUGUUGCUGAGGUAGGGGACUACAGGCCCGGCCUUUUGCAGUUAAGGCAGGGUCGUUUCUCAAGUGGCACUGCUCUGUGCUAUGCUGACGGCGAAUACGCUGCGGCGAAUGCAUGUAGGGUGUCUACAGGGACGAACGGAGUGACAGGCAAGGACGAGAAAAUGGUUGGAGAUCUCAGCGGGCCAGUAGGUGCGACCGGGCAAACAUAAGGGAAUGUGGAAGGAACUCUAUAAAUGAGAAGAUAGUUCCGAGGGCGUCGGGGCUCGGUAUAAUAUGUGACGACACAUGCACUCCCAUGACUUUGAAAGCCUGGCUGGCAAGAUGAUUUCCGUGUAAGAAUAUAGAUUCCCAAGAGCUAAAAGCUAUGCUAAGAUAGAUUGAUGAGGAUUCAAAAGAGUCUGAAUUGCAAUCCUCCGCUCUUGUCUCAGCAUUGUGUCGAUGCUUGACUUCCGCCAAGUAAGAGAUUUCUCUUAUAGGAGAUAUCACUCAUUCACCGAUUACAAAUGCUUUCUUUGUUUAGCUUUUCGUUUCAGCAUACUUCGUAACUAGAUAGUAUCCGUGGCUCAAGUCAGGACGGGAAAUUCCACCACACCGGCGAGAACAACAACUGGACAUCAAAUUUUCGAGGUAAAUGCAAUCACCAGUAGUUAUACAUCAGUAUCAGAAUCAAAACGAAUAGAUUCAAGUUAUCAUAUACUUGAGAUUCUAGACAGCUUUCUCACUGUGCCUAGCUUCAUUCAGGACAAGCUGUAUCUAGGACAUCCACACCUAUCAAUCUCGUGAUGCCACGCAUCAGGUCUCCCAAACCCGGCCCUCAGCCAAUACACACACCAAGGCAUCACCAAGACGAUCUCUUGAGAACAGCUAAAACACCGGCAGUGCUUACUGGCUCAUCUCUUCCGGUGAACCUAAUUACUAUCUCCUUGCACCUCGCAAGCCCAGAAUCACCAAGAAAGCCUCUCUUAAGUACGAAGCUGUUCAAAGUCCAAUCCCAACAAAGUCGCUCGUGCAAGCAGUCUUAGCAUGCAAGAAGGCUGUCGGCACGCAGCCAACCAGACAAGUGGAGAACACCCAAGGACAGCCCUUCCAACGAAAGCCGAACUUUCGAGACCUGCUUCUGUGGACAGGGGCACACCGAUCUCGAGUAUUCCCUCUGCAGUUUACCGUCGCCAACCAAGAAUCACCAAAGUCGAGUGUCUUGCCUAUGAAGCAGGUACACAAUGCCAACGACGGUCCCACGCAAAGCAAGCUGCAAAGAGUUACAAAGCGAAAAAGCCAGUAAAGCGUGGUGGAUUAGCCGAGACUGUGGAAGUAGAUGGGCUCACUGGUGGACACGGAAACAGUACUUUGGAAUGGAAGCUUUCGUGGCAAGCACAAUGCUUUAGAUGCAAUGGCAAACAAACAGAUUGGAGAAGCAUCGAAACCUGCCAACAACCUCGGACACAUACGACUACAGCUCAAGGUGGAAGUACGAGGCAUUGCAUGCCGGCCGCUUUGG
Cadophora gregata is the source of this 2450-nucleotide messenger RNA. RefSeq lists its product as uncharacterized. Gene Ontology annotation, molecular function: FMN binding; riboflavin reductase (NADPH) activity. The record is from RefSeq and is a predicted model, not a curated record. The coding region runs from base 157 to 1161 and encodes 334 amino acids. The transcript has a single exon. Lineage: Eukaryota; Fungi; Ascomycota; Leotiomycetes; Helotiales; Ploettnerulaceae.